Molecule: messenger RNA, 1935 nt
Organism: Closterium sp. Naga37s-1
Lineage: Eukaryota; Viridiplantae; Streptophyta; Zygnematophyceae; Desmidiales; Closteriaceae
Source: the annotation of a GenBank genome assembly
AUGGUGGGUAGCAAUUUGCUGUCAACGGUGGGGGUGGAACCCGAGUGGGAGGGGAACACGAGCGCUUUGUCCGUGCACUGCUGCAGCAGCUUCUGCCGCAUCGACAAUCCCAGGCCUGCUGCAGAAGCAUCAGCGGCGGUUGUGUCUGUCCUCUGCUCUCCAGAGCCACCUGCUGUCACCCAUCUGCCACCUGCUGUCACCCAUCUGCCACCUGCUGUCACCCAUCUGCCACCUGCUGUCACCCAUCUGCCACCUGCUGUCACCCAUCUGCCACCUGCUGUCACCCAUCUGCCACCUGCUGUCACCCAUCUGCCACCUGCUGUCACCCAUCUGCCACCUGCUGUCACCCAUCUGCCACCUGCUGUCACCCAUCUGCCACCUGCUGUCACCCAUCUGCCACCUGCUGUCACCCAUCUGCCACCUGCUGUCACCCAUCUGCCACCUGCUGUCACCCAUCUGCCGCCUGCUGUCACCCAUCUGCCACCUGCUGUCACCCAUCUGCCACCUGCUGUCACCCAUCUGCCACCUGCUGUCACCCAUCUGCCACCUGCUGUCACCCAUCUGCCACCUGCUGUCACCCAUCUGCCACCUGCUGUCACCCAUCUGCCACCUGCUGUCACCCAUCUGCCGCCUGCUGUCACCCAUCUGCCGCCUGCUGUCACCCAUCUGCCACCUGCUGUCACCCAUCUGCCACCUGCUGUCACCCAUCUGCCACCUGCUGUCACCCAUCUGCCACCUGCUGUCACCCAUCUGCCACCUGCUGUCACCCAUCUGCCGCCUGCUGUCACCCAUCUGCCGCCUGCUGUCACCCAUCUGCCACCUGCUGUCACCCAUCUGCCACCUGCUGUCACCCAUCUGCCACCUGCUGUCACCCAUCUGCCACCUGCUGUCACCCAUCUGCCACCUGCUGUCACCCAUCUGCCACCUGCUGUCACCCAUCUGCCACCUGCUGUCACCCAUCUGCCACCUGCUGUCUCCCAUCUGCCACCUGCUGUCACCCAUCUGCCGCCUGCUGUCACCCAUCUGCCGCCUGCUGUCACCCAUCUGCCACCUGCUGUCACCCAUCUGCCACCUGCUGUCACCCAUCUGCCACCUGCUGUCACCCAUCUGCCACCUGCUGUCACCCAUCUGCCACCUGCUGUCACCCAUCUGCCGCCUGCUGUCACCCAUCUGCCGCCUGCUGUCACCCAUCUGCCACCUGCUGUCACCCAUCUGCCACCUGCUGUCACCCAUCUGCCACCUGCUGUCACCCAUCUGCCACCUGCUGUCACCCAUCUGCCACCUGCUGUCACCCAUCUGCCACCUGCUGUCACCCAUCUGCCACCUGCUGUCACCCAUCUGCCACCUGCUGUCACCCAUCUGCCACCUGCUGUCACCCAUCUGCCACCUGCUGUCUCCCAUCUGCCGCCUGCUGUCACCCAUCUGCCACCUGCUGUCACCCAUCUGCCGCCUGCUGUCACCCAUCUGCCACCUGCUGUCACCCAUCUGCCGCCUGCCAUCGUACCUUCAGGCACCACAUCUCCCUCCCUCCCCCGAUUGUCUGAUAUGCUCUCACCCCAUGCCCCCUUCUUUCAUGCCGCUCUCACUCACUGUGAGGUGGAGGGUCACAGGGGGAGGGACGGGGAUGGAGCGAGAGAGGGGGAGGGUUUUGAGAGUGAGGCAGAGGGUACACGGUGGGGAAGGGACCGAGGGGAAGCCACAGAGGGGAACGGACCGAAGGGUUUAGGGAAGGGACCGAGCAUUCCGCCGUCCUUCCUAUCCUGUAUCCUUUCCAUCCCCACCGCACAUUACCCACAAUCCUACCCAUCUCUGAUCCCUUCCCCGUGCCCUCCAUAUUCUUACUCCUCACUCGACCCUUCUGUCCGCCCCUCCUUCCCCCUUCUCAUUUCCCGCUGUUUCUCUUUCACCAUGCAGAUGUUGCUCGAUGGACCCUAG